AUGAGGAAAAUCGUCCAGCAUGCGCCGUCGUUGUUGAUAGCAGUAGUAGCCGUUUGCUCGCAUCUAUGGAUAGCUUCUGCAUUUACAACAGAUGCGUUGGUGGGAGGUAUUGCAUGUGAAGGGUUGAUGCCAGAGUACAUGUGCGGGGGUCCAGAGUCAAUAGCCCAUUUAUUCGAACUUGUGGAUCCCAAUCCAGGUGGUGGCAAAGGAAAAGAUAAGGAUACACCCGCCUCAGCACCGCUUGGCCAAAGAGAAUCCAAUGCACCAAAAGUUACGAAGGGGCCAAAGGGAACGAUGGCGCCAAAAGCCACGGCUGCUCCAAAAUCAACAGCCGCGCCAAAAUCAACAGCAGCACCCGGAACAGCACCCGACAGGGAAGAGGAUGUGUCGGGAGCCACCAAGGCAUCGGCAGCUCCAAAAGCCACAGCAGCCCCAAAAGCCACGUCGGCACCAAAAGCCACAGCAGCACCCGGAACAGAUACAGGAAGGGAAGAGGCCUUGUCAGGAGCUCCAAAGGCUGCUGGGGCUCCAAAGGCUACCGGGGCCCCCAAAGCAACAGCAGCUCCCAAGGCAUCGGCAGCUCCAAAAGCAACAGCAGCACCACAAGCAACAUCUGCGCCAAGCACACUUUCAGGUAGGGAAGAAGAUCUGAGUGCUGAAUCGGAUGAUGUUGGUCCUGGCAAAGCUUCAGGAGCUCCAAAGGCAACAGGGGCACCCAAAGCAACAGCAGCUCCCAAGGCCUCAGCAGCCCCGAAAGCAACAGCAGCACCACAAGAAACCUCUGCACCAAGUACACUUUCAGGAAGGGAAGAAGAUCUGAGUGCUGACUCAGAUGAUGUUGGUCCUGGCAAAGCUUCAGGAGCUCCAAAGCAACAGGGGCGCCCAAAGCAACAGCAGCUCCCAAGGCCUCGGCAGCCCCAAAAGCAACAGCAGCACCACAAGAAACCUCUGCACCAAGUACACUUUCAGGAAGGGAAGAAGAUCUGAGUACUGACUCUGAUGAUGUUGGUCCUGGCAAAGCUUCAGGAGCUCCAAAGGCAACAGGGGCACCCAAAGCAACAGCAGCUCCCAAGGCAUCAGCAGCUCCCAAGGCAUCAGCAGCACCACAAGCAACAUCUGCACCAAGCAUACUUUCAGGAAGGGAAGAAGAUCUGAGUCUGAUU
This is a messenger RNA of Seminavis robusta, 1163 nucleotides long. The record is from the annotation of a GenBank genome assembly. NCBI's taxonomy places the organism in Eukaryota, Bacillariophyta, Bacillariophyceae, Naviculales, Naviculaceae.